UAUAAAAACUUUGACAGUUGUCUAAAAUAAAAAGUAAACAUUGAAAUUUACGAAAUAUUUUUUUAUAUUUUCCAAUAAAUUAAUGAUAAAUAUUGUUUAACAUAUCCACAAAAAUAAAUAAAACAUGAGUUUACCUCCAGCUUUAUUAGCUCGACUUGCCCAACGUGGUUUGGUUAAUAAACAAAAGGCGCAAAAAGAAAAUGAACCUCCUACCUUAACUUCUGCCGCCGAAAAUGAAGAAGUCAUUGCCGAGGAUUACGACGAAAUGGAUAGUGAUAAUCAGCCUGUCCAUAAUUCAGAAGAGUAUCAAUAUCCCAGCCAAUAUGAUUUGGAUCAUGAUCAGGUGCGCAAACCCAUGGAAGACAAUAACUGGUUGGCCCAAAUGAAGGUGCGCAUGGGGGAAGCCAGUUCGGCGAAUGGUUAUAAAUGCUGUCCCAAUAAAUAUAAUAUUUGGCAUAAAUGCACCCUCUAUUGUGUCAAUCGCUGGGGUGAGGGUAUAACCAAACCAUCCGCGGAAUAUAUGAAACGUUAUAAACGUUUAAUACGAAAAUAUCCCUUACCCAAGGGUUGGGUAGAAAUGUACGAUCCCGGUUGUGGUUGUUAUUAUUUUGCUUGUGAAACAGAAAAUGUGGUAUCUUGGUUGCCACCCACUCAUCCCAAAUCAGAGGUGACCAAAUGUGCUGCUGCAAUAAGAAAACAAAUGGAAGAAUCUAGCGGCGAACAGAUUAGUGAUGGUGAACCCAUGUCAGAUGUAGACGAAGAACCAUUAAAAGAAUCUGCCCAGGCUAGACAUCACCGUGAAGUGGAGGAAAUUAUAAAUGCUUCCCUAAGACCCAAAUCACCACGCACUUUGGAUUCACACGAGUUUCCUUCCUUACAAGAAGUGGCCGGUAGUCCUACAGUUGCCUUGCCACGUAAACAAAAAUCCCGUGACUUGGAUAGAGCUCUUUCGCGUCAACGUAAAGAUCGUGGUGAUCGCAGCGAACGUGAUAGAGAACGUUAUUCUAGUCAUGGUGGUAGUAAUAGACGUCAUCAUGGACGUAAUAAUGAUGAUAUAUUGGAUCCUAUGGAUCCAAGCGCUUAUUCGGAUAUACCACGUGGUAAAUGGUCUGAUGGCUUGGUCGUGGGCGGUGGGGGUGAAGAUAGAAAAAGGAAAUCAGAUGAUUCGAAUAAGCGUGACAACAAAAGUGACCGAGAUUCAAGACGUUCAGAUCAUUCAGAUGAUGAAGAUUAAUUUGGAAAAUAAACUAUUGCAUAAAAUAUAUAAUAUAUGUCAAUAAAAAAACUUGUUUUUUAUGUAGAAAAAUUAAUGUAUUA
Molecule: messenger RNA, 1317 nt
Organism: Lucilia cuprina (Australian sheep blowfly)
Lineage: Eukaryota; Metazoa; Arthropoda; Insecta; Diptera; Calliphoridae
Gene: PQBP1
Exons: 2
Coding region: 125-1234 (369 amino acids)
Molecular function (GO): protein binding
Source: RefSeq, a predicted model, not a curated record